AUGCCCCAGAACGAGUACAUUGAACAACAUAUCAAGCAGCAUGGUCGCAGGCUCGACUAUGAGGAAAGAAAGCGGAAGCGGGAGGCAAGAGAAUCUCACAAAGUUGCGGAGAGAGCUCAGAAAUUAACUGGAUGGAAAGGUAAGCAAUUCGCUAAGAAAAGGUAUGCAGAAAAGGUGGCGAUGCGUAAGAAGAUCAAGGCCCAUGAGCAGUCGAAAUUGAAGGGACCUUCGAAGCCCGCAGCGGACUCUGGUGAGGCGUUGCCCACGUAUUUGCUGGAUAGAGAAGAGACGAACACCGCCAAAGCGAUUUCGUCGUCGAUUAAACAAAAACGGAUGGAAAAGGCUGACAAGUUUUCUGUGCCUUUACCCAAAGUGCGUGGUAUCAGUGAAGAAGAGAUGUUCAAAGUUGUCAAGACCGGUAAGUCCAAGUCUAAGAGCUGGAAACGUAUGAUUACGAAACACACGUUUGUGGGUGACGGAUUCACCAGGAGACCUGUGAAGACGGAACGGAUCAUUCGUCCGUCGGCACUGCGUCAGAAAAAAGCCAACGUGACUCAUCCAGAACUCGGUGUCACUGUUUUUCUACCGAUUCUGGGUGUGAAGAAGAAUCCGCAAUCGCCUAUGUACACACAGCUGGGUGUCUUGACCAAAGGUACCAUUAUCGAAGUCAACGUGUCCGAAUUGGGGAUGGUUACUUCGGGCGGUAAAGUCGUGUGGGGUAAGUAUGCCCAAAUCACGAACGAACCUGACAGAGAUGGUUGCGUGAAUGCGGUGCUUUUGGUGUAG
This is a messenger RNA of Lachancea mirantina, 786 nucleotides long. The record is from the annotation of a GenBank genome assembly. Lineage: Eukaryota; Fungi; Ascomycota; Saccharomycetes; Saccharomycetales; Saccharomycetaceae.